AGUUUGCAUUGGAGUCUCAAGCAGUACGGAUGUAUGUCGAUGCGCGUUUCGAUUUUACAACUCUUCGACAAAACGAAAUGAUGAAGUUUAUUUGCAACAGUGUGUAAAGUGAUCGCGUGCUUUUUUCCCAGCUACACUAAAAUUGUUUGGUUUUCGUAAUCGAAGUGGUAGCAAUAUUCAAAACAAAUAUAAAGACUUGAGUGGUUUUGUGCACCUGAACAAACUCAACCGAAUGGUUGGUUGAGGUGAAAACCCAAGCGCACACCAAACAAGAAGCAAGAAAGCAACUAAACGAACUACAACACACACCUACAUUUUAUGCGGAUUGCAAUUGAAAGAAUGGACGGUUGAAAAAAAAAUAAUUACGAAAAAAGCGGUGAAAUAGUCUAACGAAUUCGAAAAGUGAAUGUGAAUUCAAGAAGUUGAAGCUGAAUAGUUGAACGUGCACUUAUGCCGACUGUGGAAUAAAAUGUGGAAAUUCGGUGGUGUCGAUUGUGUGUGAUCAUUUAAAAACGAUCGAAAAAAUUAUUCAAAAAUAUCAAACAGUGAAUGUGCGGUGUUGCGUCUAAUCAAAUUCACCGUAUGCCUCUCGCACAUUGCAUUGGCCACAGAGUGUAUGUGUAUGUGUGUUUUCAAUGAGUGAAUGCUGCCCUUUUUUUUCCUAAUGAACGUUCAAUUAAAUUACACUUUGCGAUUAACUAAAUGCGUCUAUCGUAUUCGAUUUUUUUACAUAAAUUACGAUUGAUCGCAAUCCGGUACAAAACUGCAGGAACUGUAGUAAAACAUUUGGCAUUAUCGCAAUUGAAUUAUAAAACCAAGCAAAUAGUGUACAUAAUAAUAUGAAAAAAGUGAAAUUAGAUUAUCGACAACACACUGGCAAUCAUCGAGGGAAACAGCGAUCACGUCCGAUUGCCGCAUUUCUCAAGACAAUGUUUAAAUUAGAAAAUGUUACGAUUUUAGUUUUAGUAGUGUUAGCACAUCAAAUCCAUGGAAUUUAUUCACAAGUAUGUGGUCAACCGUCCGUGCCGUUGAAUGCAAAAGUAAAAACAAGUGUUUCCGGUCAAUCGGGCAUAUCAGAAGCGCAUUACGAAUGCGAUUCGGGAUAUGAAUUAUUCGGUCCAAGCGUCACGAAAUGCGAUCCAAAGCGCGGAUGGGAAAAAGAUCUUCCAUUCUGUGGUACAAAUGUGGCAUACCGAAAGCCGGUAAAUCAGUCGUCUUCAACGAGAGCAGGACCGGCGGGCUUGGCCAACGAUGGGAAAUUGGGCAACGAAAAUCCCGAUGAACAAAAGUGCUCCGAGACACAGAAAGAGAUAUCGCCUUGGUGGCGUGUUGAUUUGUUGGCCCCACAAACGGUUCGCGUUGUGAGAAUUACCACACGAGGCUGUUGUGGCUUUCCACCGCUUCAAGAUUUGGAGAUUCGAGUCGGAAACAGCAGUUUUGAUCUGCAAAGGAAUCCACUAUGUGCAUGGUACCCAGGAACAGUUGAUGAAGGCACAUCGAAAACAUUUACAUGUGCACGACCUUUGGUCGGCCAAUUCGUUGCUAUUCAAUUAGUCGGCGUUGAAGGUAGCCUCAGUUUGUGCGAAGUCGAAGUAUUUUCGAAUGAUGAAUUCUCGCCGGAACGCUGUGCUGCUCCAAAUUUAAAUGCGGACACGGUUUUGCAAACAUUCGACCGUACUUGCUACGAGUUCCACGUCACACGCGGCGAGAGCUUUGACAAGGCACAACAAAUCUGUAAAUCGCACGGUGGAGAUUUGAUUCAUGAUUUCCGUGGAGCGACCAAAGACUAUAUUUUAUCGGAGCUGGAGAGACGUAAAACAGAGUUGCGCACGCAGCUAGUUUGGAUUGGUGCGCAAAAAGAGCCAGGCUAUACAUCACGUACUUGGAAAUGGGUCAACGGUGAUAUUGUAUUGAAGCCUGCAUGGGGCCGUGAUCAACCGAACAAUUACAACGGCGAACAAAAUUGCGUUGUCUUAGACGGCGGAAGAAAUUGGCUUUGGAACGACGUUGGCUGCAAUCUUGACUAUUUACACUUCAUUUGUCAACAUGAACCUUUGUCAUGCGGUUCACCUGAUUCACUGCAAAACACUACCGUCUCGGGUCGAAAUUUCACAAAUGGUGCCAAUAUAUCAUACUCGUGCCCGAUUGGUCACGCUCUCAUCGGCAAUGGAACGCGUAAAUGUGACAAUGGUGUUUGGAGUGGAAAAGCACCGACUUGUAAAUACAUUGACUGUGGAGAAUUGCCGGCACUUGAGCAUGGAGCGAUCAUUUUACCGGAACACAGAACAUCAUAUGGUGCUCAAGCAAUGUACACAUGCCACGAAAAUUACACUUUGAUUGGCAAUGAGAAUCGCACGUGUGGCAUCGACGGGUGGUCUGGUAAACAGCCGCAAUGUUUGGUCGACUGGUGCCCAGAUCCUGUGCAAAUCGCCGGCGGUCAAGUCGAAAUGAGUGGCAAACGAGCGGGAGCAACAGCAGUCUAUAAAUGCGAUCCAGGAUAUGUACUCAUUGGUGAUCCGAUCAUAACAUGUGGACUAGGAGGAGAAUGGAGCGGAAAAGCACCAAUUUGUCGAUAUGUCGACUGUGGCACUCCAGUUAGACCGGAUCGAGGUAGCAUUCAAUUGGUCAAUGGGACAACGACUGUUGGAUCGAUAGUUAAAUAUCAGUGUGAUGACGACUAUUGGCUGGUCGGCAACGGCGAAUUGCGCUGCACAAAAGACGGUAAAUGGAGUGAUGAUGCACCAGCUUGUGAAUUGAUUACUUGUGAAGCGCCAAAUCUACCACCGGGUUCAUAUGUCGUUGGCUAUGAUUAUAACAUUCACUCUACCAUCGAAUAUCACUGUGAUGCUGGCCACAAGUUACGUGGCGAGCCUCAAUUGAAGUGUACAGAAACUGGUGAAUGGAGUGGAGAGGCACCAGUUUGUGAAUAUAUCGACUGCGGCCCAGUACAACCAGUCCCAUACGGGUCGUUCAAAUACAUUCAAAAUACAACGUAUAUCGGAUCAGAGGUUGUGUACUCUUGCAUCAAUUCGCAUCGAUUGCAGGGCGUCGAAAAAAGACGUUGUUUGGAUGGAGCUGCGUGGAGUGAUGAAACACCAAGAUGUGAAGAAAUUCGAUGCUCUGAACCUGUCAUUGCAGCGCACAGCAUUCUGUCAGUCACUGGAAAUGACCGAAUGUACGGCAGAACUUUGAUUCGAACCGCUGAAAACAAUCCGAAAAAGAGCGUUCAAACCUACAAAAUCGGGGCUCUCGCAAAAUAUCGCUGUGAGCGUGGAUACAAAAUCAUUGGUGAACCAUUGGUCACUUGUGAAGAGAAUGGAGUGUGGAGUGGACAAGUUCCGGAAUGUAUUUAUGUCGAUUGCGAGCAACCUGGUGAAAUAAAGAAUGGAAAGGUGAUUUUAACUCAAAAUGCCACUUACUAUGGAUCAACCAUUCUGUACGAAUGUGACGAAAACUUCAAGUUGGAUGGGGUUUCACGUCGCCUGUGCUUGGAAAAUGGAACUUGGGGUCAUGAAGCUCCAUCUUGUGUGGAGAUCACUUGCGAUGAUCCAGACGUGGUUGAAAAUGUUGUAGUCAAUGCUGACAUUCGAACCGUUGGCUCAAUCGCGAAAUUCUCUUGUCCAAAAGGCCAUUAUUUGGUUGGCAAUGACACACGUACCUGUCUGAAGAAUGGUCGUUGGGCAGGCAAAUCGCCGAUUUGUAAGGCCGUUGACUGUGAUCGACCGAAUACAAUCGAAAAUGGUCGUAUCAUCGUUGUUAAUGACUCAACCAUCUAUGGAGGCUCCGUUGAAUAUCAUUGCAUACCGAACUUCCAGCGAAUCGGUCCAUAUCUUCGAAAAUGCAUGGACGAUGCCAAAUGGAGCGGUGAAGAGCCACGAUGUGAAUUGGCAGCCAGUGACUCCCAAGAUGGUUCCGGUCUUGGAACUGGUAUCGCAAUCGGAGUCGUUAUCAUUGUAAUCUUACUAAUUUUAAUCGCUUUGGUGGUUUUGCAUCGCAACAAAGCGCGACCGGUUAAAAAUACGGAAAAUGUCCAGGCUGCCGAACGGAAAGAAGAUCAAAAUGCUGCUGUGAUGUCUUAUUCAAGCCUAGAAACUAACCGACAAAAUUUGGAUAAUUUAUAUCAAAAUCAAGCUACGUUCAACACAUUUCAUCCGCCCCAUUUGAAUAACGCCAAUAAUCGAUCGACUGAAAAUAUCUAUGAUCAAAUACCAGCAGAGCCCUACUAUGAUGCUCCUUAUGAGAUGCAGACGAACGAAGAUGUUUACGAACCAGAACCUUUGCCACCGCCACCACCAUCGCAAACAACGGCCACGGUCACAAUAAACGGAAUGGCAAUACGAUAAAGCGAAUCCACUGCAACAACUAUGUCUGCCUCUCCUAAGUUCGAAUACAAUUUAGUGAAUUUUAACACUUUUUAGCGCACUCUAUGACAAUAAAUGUUUUAUGCCAACCAUUGCGAUAUGAUAAUUGUGAGAAAUGACUGUCUUUUUGUUAGUCGAUUACGUUAAGAAAGUAAUUUAAUCGUAGUGGAAAUAAACUGCAUAUCUAGUUAGUAAGCGAUUCAGUCAUUUUAAUUAAUGUAAAAUAGCAAAUGCUUCAAUUAUGCACCUACAUACAGGCCAAUUGUGCCCCGCUAGAAAGAAAAGAAACGUGUCGAUUUUAUUUAAAUUGUAUCCGAUGACAAAACAGUUGAAGAUCUUUUAUGAAUGUUUUAUCUUAAGAAUUUUAAACUAAUUAUUUUAUUUGUAAAUAAACAUAAACUCUCUUGGAAACAUGGAAA
Messenger RNA from Sitodiplosis mosellana (orange wheat blossom midge), 4780 nucleotides. It is a transcript of the gene fw, whose product is annotated as sushi, von Willebrand factor type A, EGF and pentraxin domain-containing protein 1. The transcript is spliced from 16 exons. The record is from RefSeq and is a predicted model, not a curated record. The coding region runs from base 840 to 4343 and encodes 1167 amino acids. Lineage: Eukaryota; Metazoa; Arthropoda; Insecta; Diptera; Cecidomyiidae.